This is a messenger RNA of Heteronotia binoei (common prickly gecko), 1483 nucleotides long. RefSeq names its product serglycin (gene SRGN). The transcript is spliced from 3 exons. NCBI's taxonomy places the organism in Eukaryota, Metazoa, Chordata, Lepidosauria, Squamata, Gekkonidae. Bases 173 to 622 code for a protein of 149 amino acids. The record is from RefSeq and is a predicted model, not a curated record.
CGAGGCUCUUGGUUUUAGUAUCGGAUGCAUCACUCUGCUGUUCUCAGGAAGUUGUGACGCAAGUCAUGGGUUGGGUUUGAGGUUUUGGAAGCCUUCUCUAAAGGCGGUCGGCACUUCCCUCGCCCUGUGGUAGUUCUCGGAGUGGCAGUGACAGUUGGCAAAGCGGGGAGCUAUGCGGGCUGAAGAGCAAAUGCCUGUCCGGUAUAUGGGGAGGAUUUUCCUGGCUCUGUGCAUAAUCCUCUUCAUGGGAUGCACAACACAAGGGGUUCCUGUUCAGAUGGGCAGGUACAUGAGGGUCAGAUGUAGACCUGAUGUCCUUUCCUCAAAUUGUCUUGAAGAACAAGGUGCACAGAAUGUAAUUCCUGAUGGAGCUGCUGAUAUGAUCCUCCGUCCCGAGGCUGAACCAAUGGUGAUGAAGAGACUUCAAGAGCAUCCUGAUAACUCUGUGCUUUCUGGAGACGAAUAUGGAUCAGGAAAUGAAAUUGAAUUGGAGUCUGGGUCAGGCAUUGAUGACAAUGCCGAUGACUUCAUCAUUCCCGACUUUGUCCUGCACCAACCAGACAGGGACAUGAAGCUCAAAUUAACAGAUGAAGGCUUAUUUCUGCAGAAGCAGCGGCUGUGAUCUCAGCCAUAGCCGGUUGCUGCCACCUUCUUUUCCCUAUGUCUUUUGUGUUUGAUAACUAAAACAUUACACUCAGAAGAAACAUUUGUGUUUGUGUGUAGGUGCCUUAAAAUCUUUGGGUGCUUUUCUUUUAUCUAAAUCUAUUGAAUGCAAACUCUUCCUUAUAAAAGGUAGACAGAUCUCUUUGGUUAUGGGAUCAUAAAACUGUUUAUGAAAGUCAGACAUUUGUUAAGUGAGGAAAUAAAAGUAUCAUUUAAAGAAAAUUAAGCAACAACAGUGGAAUAUCUAUAAUGAAACUCCAAGCAAACACCCUUGAAAUAUUUCCUUUCACUUCCACUCUACUCCAGAGCAGCUCCCCUUUCCCCCUAGGCAUAUCAGGGAUAGCAUGUCCCCACAGCUCUGUGUCCUUGUGGCAUCUUCUGAGAUGCACUUCAAGUGAGCACUGCAAGAAUCUAGAGCUGUGCAUUCUCCUCCACUUCAUGGGAUGCUUCUUUAAUAAGACCACCCUCUGCAGCUUACCUAACUGAAAUGUAAGGUGCAAUGUUAUCUUCUACAAAUGUCAGGAGCAAAUGAGUGUGUUUGAAAACAUUUGCAUUAGUAAAAAAUAAGUAAAUCAAAAAGUGGUAUUAUGGGUCACAAAAUACCUGUUAUGUUGUUCCCAACUGGAAUUUACUUUGAAUUUGAGGAGCUAUACAUUUGAAUUGUCUUUGUUCUAUUUCAGCUGUUUCCUCGUGUGAUCUUGUGUUUGCAGAGACACACUUCUUAAAUCUUUUGUUCAUCUUAAUACCAGACACUUGGGCUUCCCCCUGGUGGCAUGCAUUUUUAAAAUCUACAAUUCUAAUAAAUCUAGCUGCAACCGAA